Molecule: messenger RNA, 1084 nt
Organism: Carica papaya (papaya)
Lineage: Eukaryota; Viridiplantae; Streptophyta; Magnoliopsida; Brassicales; Caricaceae
Product: Glutaredoxin family protein
Source: RefSeq, a predicted model, not a curated record
UUCAGUUUUCAUGUUGGCAACCAUUACAGAUUCAAUCCUCAUUUCAGAUUAAACCCUACUCUCCCUGUUUUAUCAUAUUCAUAUCCCAUACCCUUUUCUGAAUAGUAGGGUUUGAAAAAAGAAAAAGAUCCAAGAUGAAAGCCAUGAAAGGAAGAGUCUUGAAGAAACUCAAGCUCAUUAACCCAACAAUCACCACCUUCAAACAAGGUCUAAUCCUUCACUUAAACCACUCACACAACCAAAAUACUCAUACCCAGUUACCAGUUCGCAGAAAUAUUCAAAAUGUUUAUAAUCCCAUGGCUGAUCAUCAACAGGUCAUUAAAGAUGAUCAGAAAGAUGAAGAAACUGAGUCUGAUGAUCAGAAUUACUUGAGUAGUCAUGGUGACCAAGAUGACAUCUCAGAACCCUCCAUAGAGCAUUGCAAGGACACCUUGGAAGAUAACAAAAGCACUGCUGAUCAAGAUAAUGAGAACCAGUCUUUACCAGAAUUUGAAGAGAAAUGUCCUCCGGGAGGAGAAAACACAGUCAUCUUCUACACGACGAGUUUGAGAGGGAUAAGGAAGACAUUUGAGGAUUGUCACAGCAUCAGAUUCUUGUUAGAAAGCUUUCGAGUAACGUUCCACGAAAGAGAUGUUUCGAUGGACUUGGAGUACAGAGAGGAGCUAUGGCGGAUUCUUGGUGGCCGAGUGAUUCCUCCAAGGCUUUUCAUAAAGGGAAAGUACAUAGGUGGAGCUGAUGAAGUUGUGGGUUUGCACGAGCAAGGCAAGCUCAAGAAGCUGCUGCAAGGCAUAUCAGGUUUAGGUGUUUAUAAUGGUCCCUGCCAUGGCUGUGGAAACAUAAGGUUCUUGGUCUGUUCCUCCUGCAAUGGCAGUCGGAGAAUAUUUGCAGAUGGGGAGAUGAUGGGAGCUGUUCGUGAUCAUGAAUUGUGUAUUAGAUGUCCUGACUGUAAUGAAAAUGGAUUGGUUAAAUGCCCAGUUUGUGUAUGAAGACCUUUUACCUCUAUGAUUCUACAUUCCUUUCUUAAUUUCUAGUCUUUUCUUUCUUCAUCUUUGUAAUAUCUCUAUCUGAUUGUACUUAAAUUAAU